UCGAACAAGCAACAUACAUGCUCAUACAUGUAAACAGCAACAUGUUGGUGUUUAAUGAUGAAGAAAAAAAGGAUGAGGAUUUUAAAGAUGAAGAUGCAAAAAAUGGGGAAGUUAAGCAAGGGAAUAAAGAGAAGAUUGAGGUAAAGGAAGAAGAAAGUGUUAAUCAACAAAAGGGUGAAGAUGAGAAAGAAAAAUUUGAUGAUGAAGAAAAGGGAGUGCCGAAGGGAAAGAAUGAAGAGUUGAAGGGAGAAAAGGAAGAGAAGCAUAAAAAAGCUAAGGAAGAGAGGGAAGAAAAGAAUAACGAACCGAAUGUGGAAAAGGAAGAAGAUACGAAAGAUUCGCAAAAAGAAAUUGGGAAAAAAAUGAAGGAUGAAUUGAAGGGGGGAUUGAAAAAAGAGGAUAAUAAAAGUAUUUUGAAAGGUUUUCAAUGGAGAGGUGACUUUAAAAAAGAAGAAAAAUGAACAAAGAAAAAUAAAAGAAGAAGAAGGAAAGAAAGAUGAAUAUUUAAACGCAAAAAAAAAUAAAAGAUAAAAUACUAAAAGGAUAUUAAAUCCCGAAAUUUGAUAUUUAGA
Messenger RNA from Meloidogyne enterolobii, 572 nucleotides. Lineage: Eukaryota; Metazoa; Nematoda; Chromadorea; Rhabditida; Meloidogynidae. The record is from the annotation of a GenBank genome assembly.